AUGAAGAAACCUAUGCACGCGUUAAUCUGCGACCAACGCCAGAAGGUCCCCCCUGUCGUGAAAGCGAACCUUAGCGGCAGGGUCGUCAUGGUCAUUGGCGCCAACAUCGGCCUAGGUUUCGAAGCCACGAAGCAUUUCGCAAGGAUGAAGCCUGCGCGUCUCAUCCUUGCCUGCCGCAGCGAGGAGAAGGGAAAACUUGCUAUCAAAGAGCUCGAAGAGGAGACUGGCUAUAAGGGCUCCGAACUGCGGAUUGUCGACCUUUCCAACUUCAAGUCCGUGCAAGCUUUCGCGGACAGUGUCGAGCACGACGCCCUCGCGAUUGACAUCAUGGUCUAUAAUGCCGCCGUUCUCAUGAAGGAGCAUCAGGCGACCGCUGACGGCUGGGAGCAGACACUGCAUGUCAACGUUUUGUCGGCGCUGCUGCUCCCGGUGCUGCUUAUACCCGCUGCACAACGCGCGGCGACAGCACAUCCCGGGUCGAAGCCGCGCUUGGUCAUAGUCGGAAGUGACGUGCACUACUGGGCUGAGAUGCCAGAAAAGGUCGUCCAUGGUCCGAGCGGGAAAGUUCUGACGGAGCUUAACAAACCCGAGAACUGGCUAAAGGCGUCGACUCAACAGCCCCGUUACAACCAGUCUAAACUUCUGAUCCUCCUUCUGAUUCGCGAGCUCUCAAAGCACCUGGAGCGCACCCCACUCAUAGCGGUGGUAGUCAACCCUGGCUACUGUGUCUCCGCCUUGCGGCGCAACCUUCCAUCCGGCGCCCAACGCGGAGCCCGUCUCAUGGAGAUUGCCAUCGGACGCAGUACCGAGGAGGGCUCGCGUAUGCUGGUAUGGACGGCAGUUGGGAAUGAGGGGCACGAGGACGAGCUUAGAGGGGCAUAUAUCAACCUGUGCAGAAUUGAGGAGCCGAGCGACUUCGUGAUCUCCAAGGUCGGGCAGGAGGUUCAGAAGCGAGUAUGGGCCGAGUCGGUCGACGUACUCUCUGCCGUAUCACCCGCUUUCAAACAAGUGCUCUCGCAGAUCUCAGCUUAA
Molecule: messenger RNA, 1032 nt
Organism: Peniophora sp. CBMAI 1063
Lineage: Eukaryota; Fungi; Basidiomycota; Agaricomycetes; Russulales; Peniophoraceae
Source: the annotation of a GenBank genome assembly